Penicillium egyptiacum is the source of this 1587-nucleotide messenger RNA. The record is from the annotation of a GenBank genome assembly. Lineage: Eukaryota; Fungi; Ascomycota; Eurotiomycetes; Eurotiales; Aspergillaceae.
AUGGCUUCGGAAAAUGAAAUCACCGCCCUAGCGGUGCACUCUAACAAGGAAGACCUGACGACAUUCGCGCCUGAAUCCCCCGUGGCCAACAAGGAUGAGGCACUCUGCGCCGAAACCACGACCAAUCGCCGCAAUCCUGUCGGAUCACGAUUGGGCUCCGUUAUUAGAGCUUUUGAAAAUCAGCUCAUCGAGUAUAACCUGGAAGCGCGUGGUAUCGAGCGUGUUGCUGUGGAUGAGCGCAUGAAGCGCAAUACAUGGAUGUCGUAUCUGCAAGUCUUCUUGCUUUGGAUCUCCAUCAACCUUGCACCCAAUAACAUUACACUGGGGAUGUUAGGUCCUGCUGUGUAUGGUCUCAGCUUCCGGGAUUCGGCACUUUGUGCUGUCUUUGGCGCCUUCGUUGGUUCCUUCGUCGCCUCUUGGAUGGCCACCUGGGGGCCCGUUUCUGGGAUCCGGACACUGGCUUUUGGAAGGUAUUCGAUGGGCUGGUGGCCUAGCAAGAUCAUUGUCCUAUUGAACCUCAUUCAGAUGAUUGGAUACGGCUUGAUCGAUUGCGUCGUGGGGGGACAAAUCUUGUCUGCUGUCUCCUCUAGCGGCAUGUCUGUAGCUGUCGGCAUCGUGAUCAUCGCGGUUAUCAGCUGGGUUGUAGCUACAUUCGGCAUCCAAGCCUUCCACUACUAUGAACGAUUCGCCUUUUUGCCUCAAGUAAUUGUGGUCUUCAUCCUUUUCGGAGUGUCAUCAGUGAAGUUCGACUUGUCGACCACCUCUACCGGCGAUUCCCGGACAGUAGCUGGCAAUAGGCUAUCCUUCUUCUCCAUCUGUCUGAGCGCCGCAGUGACCUACACCCCACUAGCAGCCGACUUCUUUGUCUACUACCCUGAGAACACCUCUCGGGCGAAACUAUUCAGUCUCAGCCUGGGAGGCCUCCUCGUCUCCUUCACAAUGGCCCUAGUCAGCGGCGUCGGGCUGGCGUCGGGAGUCUCCACACACCCAGAGUAUGCCGCUGCCUACGAGCAAGGCCAGGGAGCACUAAUCGUGGAAGGAUUUGGCCCGCUGCACGGCUUCGGCAAAUUCUGCUCUGUGAUCUGCGCCCUCGGCCUGAUCGCCAAUACCGUCGCGCCCACUUACUCCUCCGGCAUCGACUUUCAGAUCCUCGGUCGUUACGCCGAGGCAGUACCACGCGUCAUCUGGAGUACCAUUGCCGUCAUUAUCUAUACCGUCUGCGCGCUAGUUGGCCGCAGCAACCUCUCUGAGAUCUUCACCAAUUUCCUCGCUUUGAUGGGCUACUGGGUCGUCAUCUGGAUUGCUAUCGUCCUUGAGGAGCGGUUCAUCUUCCGUCUCCGCACUGGGUAUAACUGGGGCAUCUGGCGGGAUCCAUCAAAGCUGCCCAUUGGAAUUGCGGCUUUCGCUGCAUUUGUCGUUGGCUGGGUGGGUGCUGUAUUGUGUAUGGCGCAGGUGUGGUACAUCGGUCCCAUUGCUAAAUUGGUCGGCGAAUACGGUGCGGAUAUGGGGAUUUACGUCGGGUUCUGUUGGACUGCGCUUGUUUACCCUCCUCUCAGAUUCAUCGAACUUCGUUUCGUGGGUCGCUAG